AUGGCGCGCGGGCCAAAGAAGCAUCUGAAGCGAUUAAACGCUCCAAAAGCAUGGAUGUUGGACAAGCUCGGCGGUGUGUACGCACCGCGGCCUUCCACCGGUCCACACAAGCUCCGAGAAUGUUUACCCCUGGUGAUUUUCCUGCGGAACAGACUUAAGUAUGCUCUCACAGGCAAUGAGGUACUCAAGAUUGUCAAGCAGCGCCUUAUCAAAGUCGAUGGCAAAGUGAGGACUGACCCCACGUACCCUGCUGGGUUUAUGGAUGUUGUGUCCAUUGAGAAGACAAAUGAACUGUUCCGUCUCAUCUAUGACGUAAAGGGACGUUUCACUGUUCACCGCAUCACCCCUGAGGAAGCUAAGUACAAGCUUUGCAAAGUGAAGCGGGUAGCAACUGGCCCCAAGAACGUGCCCUUCUUGGUGACACAUGACGGCCGCACCAUCCGUUACCCCGACCCGCUCAUCAAGGUCAAUGACUCCGUUCAACUGGAUAUUGCCACAUCUAAGAUCAUGGACUUUAUCAAGUUUGAAUCAGGAAACCUGUGCAUGAUCACUGGAGGUAGAAAUUUGGGACGUGUGGGCACCAUCGUGUCCCGCGAGAGGCAUCCCGGCUCCUUCGACAUCGUUCACAUCAAGGACUCCACGGGACAUACAUUCGCCACUAGGUUAAACAACGUGUUCAUCAUCGGCAAGGGCACCAAGGCGUACAUCUCUCUGCCGCGCGGCAAGGGCGUGCGCCUCACCAUCGCCGAGGAGCGCGACAAGAGGAUCGCCGCCAAGGUCGCCGGCCAGUAG
Molecule: messenger RNA, 792 nt
Organism: Arctia plantaginis
Lineage: Eukaryota; Metazoa; Arthropoda; Insecta; Lepidoptera; Erebidae
Source: the annotation of a GenBank genome assembly